CUCUCCACACCUCGCCCCUGCCCCACCCCACACACCCCGCUAGCCAUGACCGACGCCGAUCAGGCACGACCCACCCCCGCAAGGACCGCAACGAGGACCCUCCUCAAUCUCGGCAACUUGCCCCCAAAGAGGUCUGGAUUCGGUGAUCUCGCAUCCUACCAGCGUACCCCAUCUCGCGUGGAUCCCAACAACCCACCCUGGCCCGCCUACCGAGGAUACCAUGAGUAUUCCUUUGCCCACGAGACCAUGGGAAAGCGUCUCCCCACCAUUCUCGGAAAGGCCAUUGACGACACCAUGAGGACACUCAAUGAGGAGCACGAAGAGGGAAAGAUUAAAGACCUCCUGCAAUGCAUCGAGCGCAUGACACAGCUCAUGGACGAUCUGCAUUCCAAUGCCACGCUGCGAGUCAUCAAGGACGAUGGUGAAGGAGACGUCGCACUUUGGAACAAGGAGAUUGCAAGAUUCUUCAAGGGCAAGAACUUCAUGAACGCACCCUGGCUCUUUGCCGAGGCCUACAAGUACCGUCGUCUCCAUGAGUGCUUCUCCAUCUCCACCUACUGGAAGGACUACGACGUCUUCUUCCGUCAAAAGUGCGACACCUUCUCGCGUUCCUCUACUGCCGUCUUUGAGCUCUCCACCCGCUUCGCCGACCCCUUCCACCAUGAGGCUGGCGCUAACGAAGAGGAGAAGCUCAAGGCUGCCAAGCUCGUCUUCCAUGAGCUGACCCAGGUCUGUUUGUGGGGUAACGCCACCGAUUUGUCCCUCUUGAUCAACAUGACCGAGGAGGACAUCAAGAGCCUUCAGUCUACUGGAGGUGAGCAUCUGGCUGAGACGGAGAAGAACAUUCUCUGCAAUGACCUCGACAAGAUUUGGGACCACCUCCACACUGUCAAGGGCGGUAGAAUCGACUUUGUCCUCGACAAUGCCGGCUUCGAGCUCUACUGUGACUGCGUCUACGCCGACUGGCUGAUCCAGAGUGGAAUUGCCAACGAGAUUCACUUCCACGGCAAGCGCUUCGCCUGGUUCGUCUCCGACGUGACGCACAAGGAUUGGUCUUGGCUAUUGAACAGUAUGAUGUACGGUUCCCUCUUCCCCAAUGCUUCGGAUGCUGAGCUGGCCUCUCUGCGUGCCAUGGCAAAGCGCUGGAAAUCCUACGAGCAGACGGGUCAAUGGGUGUACGAGCAACACCCCUUCUGGUGCACCGGCUACACCUUCUGGUCUCUCCCCUCUGAGGCUCCUGAUCUCUUCCAACAUCUAGCCGAUUCCGACCUAGUCAUCUUCAAGGGAGAUCUCAACCAUCGUAAGCUCACCUACGAUUGUCAGGCACCUUCACAGACGCCCUUUGAUGUGGCCAUCGGACCUAUGAGCAGUGAAGAGGGAGCACCUCCUGUUGUUUCUAUCAGGACAAUCAAGAGUGACGUGGUGGUGGGCGUGCCGGAAGAGGUGACCAAGAAGCUCGACAAGGACGAGGAAGGAUGGCGUAUUAGUGGACGGUACGCCUUCAUUGGUCUUAGCGAGGGGACAAAGACGAAGUAAACUCGUGCGACUCAGGGAAGCAAGGCAGGCAGAGGGGGGUUUUCAGCUGGGCCAGGUGAGAUGACCACUCUGUCUCUUCUGUCUCACGAAAUCGUGCAAUGCCAUUCAGCUGGUCUUGCACAGGUGUGCGGUAAAUACGAUUUGCAUUCUUCUCUUUGUCUCCUCGCUUGCUUG
Molecule: messenger RNA, 1710 nt
Organism: Microstroma glucosiphilum
Lineage: Eukaryota; Fungi; Basidiomycota; Exobasidiomycetes; Microstromatales; Microstromataceae
Product: DUF89-domain-containing protein
Exons: 3
Coding region: 46-1536 (496 amino acids)
Biological process (GO): DNA damage response
Cellular component (GO): cytoplasm; nucleus
Molecular function (GO): phosphatase activity
Source: RefSeq, a predicted model, not a curated record